GAGCCGCGGGAGGAGGAGCGGCGCAGGGGAUGCGGCUGUGGUGGCGGCGGCGGCGGCCAGGCGCGGGGGGCGGCAGUGGCGGCGGCGGGGGGCGCGGGCCGGCUAUGGCGCGGCGGCGCUGAGGGUGCGAGGCGGGCGGCGGCCGGAGGGUGGGCGGCGCGGGAGGAAACUACGGCGGUGGCUCCAUGGCCCGGGCGCGCUGAGGGACGCGGCUCUCGCCUCAGCCCGGCGGCAGCCGAACAAUGAAGCUCUUGAAGCCAACCUGGGUCAACCACAAUGGCAAACCGAUUUUUUCAGUUGAUAUUCACCCUGAUGGGACCAAGUUCGCAACUGGAGGACAAGGGCAGGAUUCUGGGAAGGUUGUGAUCUGGAAUAUGUCUCCAGUCCUCCAGGAGGAUGACGAGAAGGAUGAAAAUAUUCCCAAGAUGCUUUGCCAGAUGGACAAUCACUUAGCAUGUGUGAACUGUGUGCGGUGGUCAAACAGUGGGAUGUAUUUAGCUUCUGGGGGAGAUGACAAACUGAUUAUGGUGUGGAAGCGGGCUACGUACAUUGGGCCCAGUACUGUGUUCGGCUCCAGUGGUAAACUUGCCAAUGUGGAGCAGUGGCGGUGUGUUUCCAUUCUCCGGAGUCACUCAGGUGAUGUAAUGGAUGUAGCAUGGUCUCCCCAUGAUGCCUGGCUAGCCUCAUGCAGCGUGGAUAACACUGUCGUCAUCUGGAAUGCCGUGAAAUUUCCAGAAAUUCUUGCUACUCUUAGAGGUCAUUCUGGCUUGGUGAAAGGAUUAACAUGGGACCCCGUUGGUAAAUACAUUGCCUCUCAAGCUGAUGACCGCAGUCUGAAGGUGUGGAGGACCCUGGACUGGCAGUUAGAGACCAGCAUCACCAAACCUUUUGAUGAGUGUGGAGGAACGACCCAUGUACUGCGGCUCAGCUGGUCACCUGAUGGGCAUUACCUUGUGUCUGCCCAUGCAAUGAACAAUUCUGGCCCCACUGCCCAGAUCAUCGAGCGGGAGGGCUGGAAGACCAACAUGGACUUUGUGGGACACCGGAAAGCUGUAACUGUUGUGAAAUUCAACCCAAAAAUCUUCAAAAAGAAGCAGAAGAAUGGGAGUUCUGCAAAGCCCAGCUGCCCUUACUGCUGCUGUGCUGUUGGCAGCAAGGAUCGCUCACUCUCUGUCUGGCUCACGUGUCUGAAACGGCCUCUGGUUGUCAUCCAUGAGCUGUUUGACAAAUCCAUCAUGGAUAUUUCCUGGACUCUGAAUGGGCUGGGCAUCCUGGUGUGCUCCAUGGAUGGCUCUGUGGCAUUCCUCGACUUCUCCCAGGAUGAGCUUGGAGACCCCCUCAGUGAGGAGGAAAAGAGCCGCAUUCACCAGUCCACCUAUGGCAAGAGCCUGGCCAUCAUGACUGAGGCCCAGCUCUCCACAGCUGUCAUCGAGAACCCAGAGAUGCUCAAGUACCAACGGAGGCAGCAACAGCAGCAGUUAGACCAGAAGAGUGCCGCAACCAGAGAGAUGGGCUCAGCAUCCUCAGUCGCGGGUGUUGUCAACGGGGAGAGUCUGGAAGAUAUUAGGAAGAAUCUUUUGAAGAAACAAGUUGAGACUCGGACAGCAGAUGGUCGAAGAAGAAUCACGCCUCUCUGCAUAGCUCAGCUGGACACUGGGGACUUCUCCACGGCAUUCUUUAACAGCAUCCCACUAUCGGGCUCACUGGCAGGCACCAUGCUCUCCUCUCAUAGCAGUCAGCAGCUACUGCCAUUGGACUCCAGUACCCCCAACUCCUUCGGCGCCUCGAAGCCUUGCACAGAGCCUGUGGCAGCUGCCAGUGCCAGGCCUGCAGGCGAGUCUGUCAGUAAGGACAGUAUGAAUGCUACCUCUACUACUGCUGCAUUGUCACCCUCCGUGUUAACAACCCCGUCCAAGAUUGAACCCAUGAAAGCAUUUGACUCCCGAUUCACAGAGCGGUCCAAAGCCACGCCAGGUGCUCCUUCCUUGACAAGUGUGACUUCGACGGCUGUUGAAAGGUUGAAAGAACAGAACCUUGUGAAAGAGCUGAGGCCCCGGGAUCUCCUAGAGAGCAGCAGUGACAGUGAUGAAAAGGUCCCCUUGGCUAAGCCAUCCUCAUUAUCCAAGCGAAAACUUGAGCUUGAGGUAGAGACAGUGGAAAAGAAGAAAAAGGGGCGUCCUCGGAAGGACUCCCGUCUCCUGCCUAUGUCUCUGUCUGUCCAGUCUCCAGCCACCCUUACUGCAGAGAAGGAGGCCAUGUGUCUGACUGCACCAGCACUUGCACUGAAGCUGCCAAUACCAGGCCCCCAGAGAGCAUUCACCCUCCAGGUGAGCUCUGACCCCUCCAUGUACAUUGAGGUGGAAAAUGAAGUAACGGCCGUGGGGGGUGUAAAACUGAGCCGACUGAAGUGCAACAGGGAAGGAAAGGAGUGGGAGACAGUGCUCACUAGCCGGAUCCUCACUGCUGCCGGCAGCUGUGAUGUGGUGUGUGUCGCCUGUGAAAAGAGGACGCUGUCGGUGUUCUCCACCUGUGGUCGCCGCCUCCUCCCUCCCAUCCUCCUGCCGUCCCCGAUCUCUACUUUGCACUGCACAGGUUCCUAUGUCAUGGCGCUCACUGCUGCAGCUACACUGUCUGUCUGGGAUGUUCACAGGCAGGUGGUUGUGGUGAAAGAAGAGUCUCUACACUCCAUCUUGGCAGGAAGUGAUAUGACAGUGUCACAGAUCUUGCUGACGCAGCAUGGAAUCCCAGUGAUGAACCUAUCUGAUGGGAAAGCGUACUGCUUUAAUCCGUCACUCUCUACGUGGAACCUGGUUUCUGACAAGCAAGACUCACUAGCCCAAUGUGCGGAUUUUAGGAGCAGCCUGCCAUCCCAGGAUGCCAUGCUGUGCUCAGGACCGUUAGCCAUAAUCCAGGGACGCACCUCCAACUCUGGAAGGCAAGCUGCCCGGCUUUUCUCCGUGCCUCAUGUGGUACAGCAGGAGACCACGCUGGCCUACCUAGAGAACCAGGUUGCAGCGGCACUCACCCUACAGUCCAGCCAUGAGUACCGCCACUGGCUCCUUCUUUAUGCACGGUACCUCGUGAAUGAAGGGUUUGAAUACCGACUUCGAGAAAUAUGCAAGGACUUACUGGGUCCGGUUCACUGCUCCACUGGAAGCCAGUGGGAGUCAACAGUAGUGGGUCUGCGGAAGAGGGAGUUGCUAAAGGAGCUAUUGCCAGUCAUUGGGCAAAACCUCCGCUUCCAGCGCCUCUUCACCGAGUGUCAGGAACAACUCGACAUCCUGAGGGACAAGUAGCCUGCCCUGACCUGCCCCAGCAGCAACAAGGGCAGGGCUACACUCUCACUGCUAAUGAUGCCCAGGGUUGCCUCUCACCUGGCCAGUCUGCAGUAGGAGGAGACAUUGGCAGGCAAUGUGCUGUCCUGCACCAGCACCAGCCCAGCUCCCUAAGUGGACGUGCCCUGUGUCCUGGGCCUGUUCUUGCUUCAGAAAGGGACAGCUCGUUCCUCUCUCCAGGGUCCCCAUGCAGAGCUGGGGCUGGGGUUGUGCCCUUCUGCCCUGGGGCCAGCAAGAUGUUCCUGGGCCUGCCAUCUCCAACACGGCCCCAUGGUGGACACUAGCCCUGCAGCUCCAGGCACUGUGCUGCUUCAGCUAUGACGAAUGAGCCAUUUGUGAGAGCAAGAAUCUGCAAACAUUAAGUGUUAUACAGUCAGCAGACUGACUUGAGACCUAUGUAAAAGGAAAGCUGUUCCAACACAUGGACUAUUUUUGUACUAGAAUUUGCUAACUUGUAAUAUGGAAUUUUUCUUUUGGCCAAUAAUCAGGAUUUCCCUAUAAGUUACUUGGACAUUGGUCACUUGUAGGAAAUUUAAACUCUAAUUAUGACAGCUACACUGAAAAAUAAUUGUACUGAAAUUAACUUGUCUAUUCAUUUGGUUUAAUUUUUAAAUGUUUGUAAAAAGAGAUGUUUUUUGGGGGAUGGGGCAAAUGGGAGGGUGAUUUCUUUUGUAAGUGUAAAAUAAAUGAAUACGCAUUGGAUACCAAA
This is a messenger RNA of Urocitellus parryii (Arctic ground squirrel), 4044 nucleotides long. It is a transcript of the gene Hira, whose product is annotated as histone cell cycle regulator. NCBI's taxonomy places the organism in Eukaryota, Metazoa, Chordata, Mammalia, Rodentia, Sciuridae. The record is from RefSeq and is a predicted model, not a curated record. Gene Ontology annotation, biological process: chromatin remodeling; DNA-templated transcription; regulation of DNA-templated transcription. Gene Ontology annotation, molecular function: nucleosome binding; protein binding. Gene Ontology annotation, cellular component: nucleus; HIR complex; chromatin.